UCUAAAUUGACCAAUAAAAGCAAUUUGUGCUGAUCGGUACUUGUUUUCAUUUUGACGGGCAGUGUUUUUCCGUACCCUAUUUCAAUGGAUAUAUCUUAGAGGUUGCAUUUUCUUAAAUGUACCAAUAAUCAGACAUGUAAUGUGAUUAAUAUCUGAGCUAAUUAAGUGCAAAAUGUGUCCAUAAUGUGUAGAAUUUCUGCAAAUUUUGGACUGACACUAGAGGCCGCUUGCUGAUGUGAGAUCAAAGAUGGCUGCCGAAAUGGGGCUUUCCCCAGAAAUCUUAGAAACGGAGGCCUUUCCUCCAGACAAGGUUCUGGAGAAAAGUAAACCUCGUUCUGGCCUUAUGGAGCGUCUGCGAAGUCGUUGUGGUCAGCACAAGUCUUGGACAGACAGUGUGAAGGCAAUCCGUAUGGCUAUUGCAAACGACAAGAGGUUGCAGGCAGAUGCUCUGGAGAAGUCGUCAAUACAGAAUUGUCUUGAUAAGCUACACAGGGCUAUGAAAAUCACAAAUCAACAGUCUCUGAUCGAGCGUCUUGACCUGAUUUCCCGGCAGCUUGGAAUGAUAUUUACACCGCCAUCGCACUCUGAUAACCAGCUUGUCCUGAGCUCGGAAAUGUUCAAGGUCGUUGUAGUGCUUGAAGGUCAAAGUGGCAUCAGAGAUGUCAAGGUUGGCCAUCAAGAAACUCCAGUUAGUUGUGAAGAUUUGGUGGAAGUGCUAAGUAAGGGUAACUUUGAGGAGUUUGUGAGUCAUCUACAAGGGUUACUUGCCAUCUAUAGUAUACAAGGAGACAGGAAGCAGAAAAACAAAGGUUACCUGGCCUUGUCUUCUCUAGAACAUGAUCUCAAUCAACUUGCACAAUUACAGAGUUCUAUUAACGGGGUGGCAAAUUACAUUCAUAAGUCUCCAUUAGGGAUUUUGUUACCUAGAAGAGGAGGUCACCCUAUGAAGCUGAUUUACUUUGUCUCGCCAUAUGAUUUACUGUGUAAGAAAUCAAAGUCCUCGUAUCCCAUGACUGUUGAAGCUAUAACAGAAAACGGUUUGGGUCAUAGUGUAACGGUCAGUUUAGAGCCUUGCCCACAUGUAAAUAAACUACAAACAAUUCCAUUAAUGACUGUACGACAAAAUCAAGAUGGAAAAAGUCUACCUUCAUUUCAAAAUGUAAAUAAUAUCAACAGUUAUAGUUUAUCUGCAAGUUUUGUCCUCGUUCUACCACAGCCUAUACCUGUUGCUAAAUCUGUCAUUUAUGCCAUAAAAGAUAUCACUGGUAUUGAUGUUAUGCACGGAGAAGAGCAGUCAUUCUUGUCUGUCCUCCUUUCACACAAUUCCAACGCAAGCAUGUCAAAUGGAAAUGAAUUAUUUGUGACAUUGCCUGACCAGCAGCAUGUAUACUAUUUCAACAAGAGUGUGGAUGGUUGUCUAGGACAGCCGGGAGCUCUAGUCAAUAAAAUACCAUUUACUCUUCCUACAUGUGUUCCAAAAGUGCUAAAUCUUCUACGUCAACAGCUUAUGUUUAACUCAGUCAUACAGAGCCUUAUCAGACCAAAUUCUAAAAGAGAUUACAGAGAGGGUGUUGUGUUUGAGGUGACGGCCAUGUCUCUGCAGUAUCUCAGUUUAAUGUUUGAACAUCCCCUUUAUCACUCCAUGAUCACAGUUGAGUUUGACCUGAGUGAUCUAACCAGUGUACAUUGCAAUAUUAAUACAAAUAUGAAAGAUGAAACCAUCUGUUCAGAUGAUUUCGUCUCCAAAGCAUUUCAGAGAAGUUUUUCUAUACCUGUGGCUCUACGUUCAGUUAUAAAGAAAGUGAAUGAUCAGAUAAAACUGCUUGCUCCUCCAGAGCCUGUUGUGAAACCUCUUGUUAAAUCAAGGUGGACAUGGACUAAACCAAGUCCUGUGAAAAAGUCAUCACCAAUGACUAGUAACACUUCUUCAGUGCCAACACAAAACUUAGUGUCAAACAUUCAAAAUCCUCCGCCAUAUCAUAGUGUGGAAAAUUGGACACCUACUCCACAGGCUGGUCAGAUAGAGAUGCAUAAAUAUAGUAUACAGUUUAGUCAAACACCUAUAUCAGAACCACCUGUGACUACUCCCGAAGAGUUUCAGGAACAGCGUCCUGCGGCAAACCCACUUCUUGCAACAUUAUUGGACGCAGGCUCGCCAGUUGUUGAACAGCCGCCUGUGCCAGUUGUUAAUGAAAGUCCCAUGUUAUCAAAACUGUUGGAGGAAAAUACUUCAGUGGCUUCAAAUCCAUUCCCUGCCCCAAAUCCAAAUCCGCGUAAAAGAUUAACUAAACGUAAAUCGUCCAAAGACAUUGCGGGUAAAAGUCCAAAACAUCGGAUAUCAGAUUCUGAAAUGGCAGAACGGACUUGCAAUGAAAGAGUUGGAAGUGAAAGACAUGGGCAGGGAAUGGGGGAAAAACAUAUAGAUCUUGAUUCUAGUGGUGGAUCUUAUGAGGAAAUAACGCGUCCAUCUAGUGUUAGUAGUGUAGGAAGUGUUGGUGGCCAGUCAACUGGCUCCGUUAUAGAUUUGACCGAUAUUGGCGAAUCACAUGUGAAAAAAUUGGAGAAUAGUUUAGACAGUAUUAUGGGUAAAGAGUCUCCCCGUAGUGGAGCUAUGAUUGGUAUGGGUCAACCAUUGAACAGUCACCUUGGGCUGGAUAUGUUUGACAUGCAUCCUGGGGAUUUUCACCACGGCCAGAACCCAAAUCAGUUCAUGGGGGAUGGAAGUGGUGAAUUUCAUCCACCAAAUCAGUGGCCAUCAAGACAAACCCCGCCAACUCCAACAUCCCGCAACUCACCACACCACGGAGCCAUGCCAAAAAACGAGAAAACCUCUACCUCUCUUGAGGAACUGCUCUUAGGGCCAGGAGGUAGAGAGAUCGAAGGCCCAAACUCGGCUCACCAGCGACGCAACUCACAACGUCGCCCAAGCUUCAAACGUCAGAAUUCACUCAGUAGGAACAGCGUUGAUUGUGCUAGUCCCGACGUUUUCUCACCAUUGAUGACCUCUCCGGGUCACCAUCCACAAGCAUCGCCGGGUCAGUUUCAAAUACCAUCACCAAAUUACAUUGUUUCUCCAGGAAUAUAUCCACAGAUGUCUCCUAGUCAUAUAGCAACAGUGACAUCUCCUAGCUUACAAAACGUUUCUACUAAAUCUGAGCCAAGUGAUUCAAAAGCAGGGAUUUUAGGAUCUCAGACACCUAUUAGCAUGUCUAGAAUCAGUAACCUGCAUGUUGGACACGUUACGUCGAGUGGUAAACCUAGUCUGUCUCUGAUGAAGGCUCAAUUAGACAUGAAAAAUGACGUGAAGCAAAGUGCAAUAACUCAGGAAAGAGAGGGGUUUAAGGAAGAGAACUCAAUCUGUUCAACGAGCUCUCAACCCCCUUUAAUGAAAAUAAAAGUGACUAACAUGAGGCAGUAUGACAAUGUAUCGCCUGCUGAUAGUGAUACUAGUAGACGCUCGAGUACGUUUGACUUUCACAGUGACGAUGAGGAUUUUUCUCUUCCAAUGGUCGAAAAAAUGACCGUAGUGUCCGCUUCUCCUACAAGACUUCAAAUCACAAAUAAAAGCACCCUUGCAAGUUUUAAUAGAUUUAACAAAAGUGAAAAAUUUAAACGGAAACAGCGAGAGAAAGAGUUAAAAAUUACAUUAUCUGUUGAUUCAGGGAAAAGAAAACGUGACAAAGAUGAGAGCAAGAAAGAACGUAAAAAGAAAAAGAUGGCAAAUAGUUCAUAUUCUGUUGAAAAUGAAAUGGCUGUUUAUAAGUCAAUAACUGUGGAUAAUGUCAGCAGUCAAAAUGACCACCUUCCAAAAUUAAAAAUUACGAAAAAAGGUCUUAAAAUGUCUGUGGAAAAUUCUGUUUUGGAAAGUAAAGGUGAUAAGGCAGUCCAAAAAUCUGAUAAAUUAGACAAAGUAGGCAAAGAACCUGUAGUUAAAAUUGAAAAAAUGGAUAAAGCAUUGAGUAGGGAAGCUUCAGAGAAAGAUAUUAAAAGCUCAAAAGACAAAGUUUCAAAACAAAGAGAUAAAGAUAAGUUGUGUGCAGUGACUAAAGCAACUUCAGCCUCUGAUGAAGGUAUCUUUGACAAAAUAAAUGCUAUGAAGUCGGAAAAUAUGAGUAAAAAUGAUAGUGCAAAUAUUCCAGGGGAAAAGAAUGUGUCCCAUGACAGUACAAGUAAAAGAUCAAGCAGUUCUUCUAAGUCUGUUAAAUCUCAUAAAUCACAGCGCUCUUCCUCUAAAUCAGAUUCUAAAAUGGCACGGACUCCAACUAUAAAAUUGAAACCCAUUGUUGUGCCAACUAGCAGUUCUGGAUUAACAGUAUCGAGGAAUCCCCCAACUCCUGGCACACCAACAACCCCAAAAUCUAUCACUCAAUCACCUACCUCAGCGACUAUUGGCAAAAUUGGUGCAGUCUCUCUCGCCACAUCUGGCUCUCAAAAACAGCUUACCCCUACUAACAGUAAAAGUCCGCAGGGCUCUGUAAGUAAGUCUUCAGGGCCAUCAGCAAAAACUUCAUCAGGGUCGUCAUCGAAAACAAGCAGUGGAAUGCAGAAAAACUUUCAAAUUCAAGGACCUAGUGGUAAAAAUUCGCCCAUUCCUCAAAGUAAUAAAUCGAGCCACGUUCGCAGCUCAAGUACUUCAAAUUUAAAUUCAGGUUCUAGUGCUUUAAAGUUGGACAAGUCAAAGUCAAUAUCCUCUUCCUCAAUAAGAACUUCUUCACCACAUUCAGAUAAAGAAAAAUCCAAGUCGAGUUCACGGAGUUCAAGUGGACGUGAUAGAGAUAAGCCUACCUCAAGUAGUAAAACCAGUGUUCCUACCACAACAGUUAUAACACAGGAAACUGCGGCUUCUGUUCUUUCAUUUUUGAACCCAAAUAAAAUCGCUAAACUACCACCAAUACCAAAGCUAAGUUCAACUACUGGAAGUCAGAAAGUGUCCACGCCUACAUCGACAAACAAUCCAAUUGUGUCUACAAGCACAGCGCCUACCUACAGUUCAACGUCUACAACAAAUUCCAAAUUUUCAAAGGGAGGUAAUUCAGUUACAAGUGUGUCCAAGGGUAGUAACUCAAGCAGUGCUACAACAACUUCUUCCAAAUCUAGCAUAUCAAGUGCAAACCAUGUGAAAAAUAAUUACAUACAUAACAAAAGUAGUUCGAGCUCAAAUUCAAGACCUCAAAAUCAGAUGGUCACAAAUACUGCUAAUUCAAAUAGAAAUAAUAGUAAUUCACCCCAACAUUCUUCUCAUAAGCAUGAGAAAGGAGCAAACAGUUCAUAUAACAAGGUCAAUAAUCAAAGUGGUGCAAAUAAUGUGAAUAGUGGAUAUAGGAAUAAUUAUAAUGGAGGAAAUAAUCCGCAGAAUAGAAAUUCUGGCAUGCAUAAUUCUAAUUCUCAUUCAAACUGGUCAAAUAGUACAGCAAGUGCUAGUCCUCACCAGAAAACAAAUAAUUCAAACAACUCGAAUCAAAGUGGAUUUAGGGGAGGUAACUCUAGCUCCUCACAUAGUGGUGGUAGCAAAGGAGGCAAUUCUAAUAGUGACAGUGCUUUAGCUCGAACUUCUUCUGUGAGCAACAGUAGUAAUAUAUCAAACUCUAAAGGCAGUUCUUCUGUGCCAAAUGCUCCAAAAGGACCAGGACCCCCUGUAUCAAGACAACAUUCUGUAGAGAAAAGUGGAAAUAAUCAUUCAAAUGCUGCUGCGGCAGCUAGGGGUCGUAAAGGGUCACUCUCGGCAGUAAUUGAUAAGUUGACAUGUAAGGCUACAGUCCCAAUCGGCAGUGCUUCUUCGUCACAAAAACUAAAUCAAGUGAUAGUUAACGAAUCCCCUGCUAGUCCUGAAAUGGAUAAUCCUGGUUUAGAAAUGAAAGGAGGGAGUAAAGUUGUGAUAUUUGAGGCACCAGCAAGUCCGGAACCUGAAAAUUGUGUUAAUAGUGCUCCUAAGUCACGGAUAAACAGUGUUCGUGAAAUUGUUAGUAUUCCAUUAGAAAAUGAGCCUGAUAAUGUAAAUGAUGUAAGUACUAAACAAUCUGGAAUAAAAGUGAAUAAUAGUGAACGGAAAAAAGAUCAUUUAUUAUCAAAAGGUAACAUUUCCUCAAAUUCAUCCCCGAAAAUCAUUCCAUUAAACUCGCCUAAAGAAAAAUCGAGCCCUCACAGGAAUUCACCAGUGAAUAAGAAGUGUAAUGUGAAACAGGGUGGUGUAGAAGUUGUUAAUAGUGUUGAUAAACAGAAUGGUGAGCUAGAAGAUCAUCAUACUAAACAUGCAAAUGUGUCUAAUGAUAUUAUGAAUAAUUCCUAUAGCAAUUCUCAAUCAGAUCUCCCUGUGAAUGAUGCAAAAGCCAAAGAUAAUGUUUUUAAAACACCUGUUACAAAACCACAGGAGAACACUGAAGAUAUUGAAAAUCUAGGUGGCCGUAGAAAUUUCCGCCAAAGUUCAUUAUCUAAAACAAUAUCUGACCCGAUAAGCCCUGCCAGUAGUCCUGAAAACGGGCUUAUCAUUGACUUUCCAUCAUCUCCUCGACAUCUGCAAAAUAAAACCAACUCUCCGCAGUGUAACCCAGUAUCGGAUACUUUCAUAGAGAAUAGAACUUCUCCCAGCUUUCUAAAGUCACCCGGAAUGAAGUCCAAACUGAAAACAUCACCGCCUUGUUCGCCUUCAGGCAAAGAUUCAAGCCUCGGCUCAAAUGCCAACUCCCCAGACGUCCUUGAAGAUGAUCUAAUGGAUGAAGCUCUAGGAUUUGGAAAUUAAUUUAUAGUUACAGUAUAUGUUCAGGGACUAGAAAAGAAAUUUUAUAUUAUUAGUCAAAUUAAGUUUUAUAUAAAGUUAGUCGCAAUUUAAAAAAGCAACUUGAAAUGUUAGUUAAAAUUAAAUAUAUUUUAUUUAAUAUCAGGAAAAAAAAGAAACAAAAGACAUACAAACAAUAGAAAUCCUUUUAUAUAGAUUUUUUUCAUGUCUUCUGUAGAUUUUAUUGUUGUUGAAAUAUUCAUUUAUUCUUCUGAGACAGUUUCUUUUCAAGUCCUCGGAUAAAGAAAAAUGUUAAAGAUUUUAUUUAUUAUAAUAUGGGUUGAAACAUAAUGAAUGGCUGUGAAAUUUGCUCAUUGGUAUAAUACUUCUAAAAGGCUUUAUGUUCAUAAUUAGAAUUCUAAUACAAGUCUUUUAAUUUAACCUUCUUAUUUGUACUUCAUAAGGACGGGUUACGAAAUAGUGAGAUUUGUGUUAAAAUUCUUAUUUGAGCGGCGUCACGACAAAACCAAUGUAAUGCAUUUGCAACCAGCAUGGAUCCAGACCAGCCUGCACAUCCGCGCAGUCUGAUCAGGAUCCAUGCUGUUCGCUUACAAACUCUAUAACAAGUAGAGAAACUGAUUGCAAACAGCAUAGAUCCUGAUUAGACUGUGCGGAUGUGCAGGCUGGUCUGGAUCCAUGCUGGUCGCAGACGCACUAUGUUGGUUUUGUCGUGACACGGCUUAUUUGAUAUUUUUAUUUAUUUAUUUAAAGGCUGCUUAUUUUCUCUUCUAAUGUAAAUCAUUUAUAGAUAACGAAAUAUAUUUUUGUAGUUUAAACAGUAAGCUCUGUCAGUCAUGUAAAUAUAUUAAGGGGAGGCAACUGAGAAGUUUGGGCAGUAAUAUGAAUUAUUUAAAAGGGAAGUAACUUAAGAGAUCAUUAAGAGUAAUAAAAACAUGUUAAAGGGAAGCAACUUGGUACAUACUGUAUGAAUUUCAUUUUAUGUUACACAGAACACAUUUAGAAAUAAAGUUGACAUUUUUUCUUUACUAUUUUUUGUCAGUCUGAACAAGUAUCGUUACAGAAGUUAAUUGAUUUCUACAAAAAUAAAAGGGCUCUCAGUGGGGUUAUUCACAUAAUAUUUUCUUCAUAAUGAUGAUGUGUAACAUAGAAAUAUAUGUAUUACAGUUAGUUCAUGAUAACUAGGGCAAUUAAAUCCAGGCCAAUUAUCCACAUUUGAAAAGGGCAUGUUGUUUUUUUCUCUCUCUUUUUAACCUUGUUGUUAUUUUUCUCAACACAAGCUAUUGUUAAGUUAUUGUGUUUUGUUUUUUUGUUUUUUUUGCUAUAAACAAAACCGUUUGUUAUUUGGUUUUUCUCUCGUUCUGUGUUAUGCUGUUAAACUAAUACAUUAACCAGUUUGUUUGUUCAUUGGCAGGCCAAUAUUUUAAUAUUUGCUUAGGUAACUGAAUAAAUGUUAGGGAAAAUACAGAUAUAGUUGGAUUUGUAUACGUUUUAUACUGGUGCAAUAUUAAUGUUGACCCUGUAAACUUACCAUCUCAACUAUGGGGAAAUAUUGAGACAAUUGUCUGUUACAUGAUUUCAUGACCCUUGUUCCCCCAGUAAGUUAUAAAAUUAAAACCCGUUAAAGGGUUUGAUUUCACUGAUUCCUUCUUAUGGCUUUUGAAUUUGUACCUGAUGAGUCGCUGUCGUUCUAACUUACAGCAUGACAUGAUAAUUUGAACACAUUUCUGUCAUAAGAUAAAACAAAAUUAACAAACAAGCCACACAAACACGAACAUUCGAUAAUUAACAAUAAUUUAUUGCAUAUGUUCGGCUCGGCUAUAAGCCUUCAUCAGUAAGAUAAAACAGAAAUUUGCCAUACAACUUCUUCUCUCAUAAAUUCUUGAAAAAAAAAAAAACACUUAUUUUUAACUGCAACUGACCAUGUUAAACUUCAUGAUCUCACAUUUUGUAAUAAUGGUGAAACUGAUUUUUUCCCUCUAAAAUUCAUUAUUUUAUUGGCUAUUGAAUAUUUCAAUUCAGCAAACUAUUUGAAAUUUUUGUUUUCUGAUAGGUACUUUAAAUGCUACGGGCUAUAAUGGCAGGACUAAAUCGUUUAUAGAACUAGCAGCCUGCAUAUAUGUGCUGUCAAUGCAGCCACCCCUGUAUGCCAUUGGCUGACCAUUAUCCAGCCCUCUUAGUAUAGAAAUCCUUCAAAUUACCAAUGAACAGUUCAAAGAUACAAAGCAGGUGAAGUCCAUUAGUUCAGCAGGGUUUAUGCAAAAAUAUCUACAAGUUUAAAUCUAUCCUCUACAAGUCCGGUUUUGGUGGGACCUUUUGAUUUGCAAUAGAUUAUUAUGACAAUUUAUGAACACAAAGAAGCUGUCUAUUAGUAUUACUAAUUAUCUUAGAAGUAAGUUAUUUCUUAAUAGAGUAAAAUGAUCUUACAGAAUGCUAGGUAUUCUUAACAGGCAAUACAUUUACCUUUUCUUAACUUUAUUUAUAACAAAAAACAAUUUUUUUAGAAAGAUUAUGUUGAGAUAAUCUUUAUACUUUGUCUAUAUUUUGAUAAAAAUUAUUGAUACAUUUUUUUAUAUAAUAAAUGAUUUAUAAGUUAAUAAUGCAGGCAUAUCUGAUCAUUUUUGGACAUAUUUUUAGACACAUGACUUUGUAUUUAUCAUGGUAUACAAUUUUCUAAGUCGACUUUCUUCUUUCCUGAUAUUUUUGUACAAACAAAAAUGAAUUCCUGUUUAUGAUUUAUAAAUGUUUAAAAAAAAACCACUUUUAAAUGUUUUAGUUGUGUAUAGUGAGUGAUGGGACACAGCCAAUUUCUUUAUAUUUAAACCUCAAAAUUUGAUGAUUACAUAGCUCAAGUUAUUUAUUUUUUUGUUAUACUCAAAAUGGGUGUAUUAUAUAUAAUGAAGAAUUAAUUUAUUACAAGAUAUAAAUAGUGUGGUAAGGGGGGAAAUGUUUUCGCUUUCUGUUAAAUGUUAACUAUAUAGUGUGCAUUGAUUCGUUCUCCAAUAUAUUAUAUACUAUUUAUGUUAAAUAUUUGAUAUAUGUAUAUUUGAUCAAAAUGAUAAAAUUGACGGGUUUUAUUUUAGUGGGUUUUGUUGAGUUUUACAUGCAAAUAAAGUAAGACUGUCAAGGCUGUGCUGAAGAUGUGUUAUGUGUUGAGUUUGUCUCUCUAGGACAAAUAUGUUUGUUUUCCCCAGCUUGGUUGACUAUUGGUGAUUUAAAUGGAACUGUAUGGAGUUACCACAGGUAUACAUAGAAUUCUUACUAAAGAAAAUUUAAGCACUUUCGGCUGUGUAUGAAUAGAGUAACAGGACUGGUGCAAUGGUCAACUUAAGAUGUAUUUUGUUUAUUGUCUUUUUCAUGUUAAGUUAAUAGAUGGUAUUGAUAGGAGAAAAGAAAACAUGUCUCUUAGAAUAAACAAAAAAAAAAACAAACAGUGUAACUCCUCCAGAAUCUAUUUCUAUCUUCUUGCUAUUGUAUCCUGUUUUUGCUUCCUUGAUUUAGAUUAUGAUAUACAAAAAUUGUUUAAUAAAUGGUCGUACAAAUAUAUGUUCCUUCUAUGGUAGCAUGUUAGAGUUGAUUAAGUUUAAUAUUUUUACAGAAAUUUGUUUGUUACUUAAUACUGAACAACUUCUUACAUAUAGUGGAAACUUUUUAGAUUUACGGAAAGGGGUUAGGCUUAUGUAAUUUUCUCAGAUUUUUUAAUUUUCUUAUGGGCGAUAAGAAGGUACCAAAAAACCCCCAAAAAAACAGAAGAGAAGGGAAUGAUUCAAUACUGUACAAUGAAUUCUGUUUGAACUACAUGUAGUUUAAAUGAAAUAUGUCUUGUAAACUUGUUAAGAAAUUGUACCAUGAUUUAUUCAGGGAUUUGAUUAUAAAUGAUAAGGCAAAGACUGUGCCAUGCUGAGUAUAUUUGCGUUUUUUUAUCUUCCCUGUAACAAUAAGUAUUACUUUGUUGGCAGUAAAGAUAAUUAAAUAGUUGGACGACUUUGAAUAUUUUACUAUAGUUAGGCGACUGAAUAUUUUACUAUAGUUAGGCGACUUUGAAUAUUUUACUAUAGUUAAGUAAUAUUGUUAUUAUUAUCUCUGAACUGUAUUUAUUUUGAUAUAUAUGUUUGUUUUUGUCUGUAAGUUGUGUAAAAUUGUGCUCCAUGUUAGGCUAUGUAAAACCUGGUUUCAUUUGUAAUUUUUUUUUCUUUGUUAUUGGCAAGUCAUGCUUGGCCAGUUUUUAUUUAAAACGUAUUUAUUGGACUUCCAUGUGAAUACAGAUAAUAAGUUCAUGUUAUGAUGUAUUUUCAAGGAAAAUGGAGGAUUACUGUUUUGAAACUAUACAAAUUAUGCAAUUAAGUAAGAACAAGAAAAGAAUUCUUUUUAAAGAUAUUUUUCACUUUACCAAAUGAAUUGGUACUUCUGCCUUUUUUGGUCGCCAAUCAUAAAAAAAACACCCUGUAGUCCAAAAAUCUUUCACCAAAAAGUCAAGAGAAUACCUUACCAACUUAAUGGUAAAUUAAUAUUGAAUUUAUAAAAAAAAGAUUUGAUAUUUAUUGAGUUUUAGAUAAUUUCUUUCUACUUAUAGCAAACUUGCCUAUACUUAAUUCAGUAUUUAUAACUACCCCUUUGUAAGAUUAUAUGUUAAACUUCAGUUAAACAAAGUAAUAAUUUCUAACUCUUUAAUGAUACCAUAUUUAUGCAAACAUGGUUAAUGAAAAAAAAAAUGAAAAUAUUAUUGUAAUAGUUCUUUGUUUGGGGGGGGGGGUGAAGGAGAUGGGGUGUUGUUUUACAUAAUCCUAAUUUCUGGAGCAUAUCUGUCUUAUAUAAUUAUAUGAAAAAAACUACCAUGUCAUAUGAUUUGAUGAACUGAUGUUGUUUGUUUUUACAUUUUUGAUAUUGUACAUAGUGCUCAACACAUUAUGAGAGAGACUUAUAUAUUAGCCCCAUAGUCAUUAUCAAAUUUUUAUACUGUGAGUAUAAAAAAACAAAAAUUAUAAACUGUAAAUCAUGAUCUUUAUGUGAAAAGUUUUAUGUGUAAAUAAAAAAAUCCUAUGCCUUCAAAACAUGAAAA
This is a messenger RNA of Ruditapes philippinarum (Manila clam), 11789 nucleotides long. RefSeq names its product mediator of RNA polymerase II transcription subunit 1-like. The record is from RefSeq and is a predicted model, not a curated record. Bases 248 to 6736 code for a protein of 2162 amino acids. The transcript has 16 exons. Gene Ontology annotation, molecular function: transcription coregulator activity. Lineage: Eukaryota; Metazoa; Mollusca; Bivalvia; Venerida; Veneridae. Gene Ontology annotation, biological process: regulation of transcription by RNA polymerase II. Gene Ontology annotation, cellular component: mediator complex.